This is a messenger RNA of Sclerotinia sclerotiorum 1980 UF-70, 2877 nucleotides long. RefSeq lists its product as hypothetical. The coding region runs from base 1 to 2877 and encodes 958 amino acids. The transcript is spliced from 3 exons. The record is from RefSeq and is a predicted model, not a curated record. NCBI's taxonomy places the organism in Eukaryota, Fungi, Ascomycota, Leotiomycetes, Helotiales, Sclerotiniaceae.
AUGAGUAUAAUGGAUGUGACAAGGAAGGAAACGGGAUCGGAAACUCGCACACAAGAAGACUCACCGAGAAUUACCAUGGUAGACCCUAAUGGCAAUGAAGUGCCCACACCUACAGGUUCGGAAUCUGCAGAAUCGGAACGUAAUGGCUCGAGGAGGGGGAGUGAUAGCUCCGAUACUUCAGUGGAGGAGGUCAAUUGGGAGGAAUUAGAGAAGACUGAGGAACAACAACCGAGGAAUCAGGAUUCUGACGAUGGCACCGCUUUACUGCUAGCAAGACUUGAGCAAGAAAAUAAUGCCAUCGCCUCGAAUCCGAAGUCCGGCAUUGCAAAAGUUCAGAAGGUUGAGAAACAACGAGCUCGGGCUCAAUCCAGACCACCAUCCAUACAACAUCUCAAGAAAUUAGUCAAUGGCCCUACACCUUCAGCCCUUCGAUAUUCCGUCACCCCUCCACCUCCUAUGACCGACCUUGAAUUCUACGCCGCACUCGUACAGGAUUACCCAAGGACUGCUCAAUAUUUGCCCACGUUAUUGUCGAAGAAGAUCAGGAGUGGUAUUCCCCCGCCAUUGCGCGGCGUAGUGUGGCAGAGUAUGUCUGGAGCUCGCGAUAGACUAUUGGAGGAACAAUUUGAUAGACUUUGUGGCGAGUCAAGUCCAUAUGAAGGAAUUAUUGGAAAGGAUCUAGGACGAAGCUUCCCUGGAGUAGAAAUGUUUCGUGACCCGGAGGGAGAUGGACAACGUAUGUUGGGGAGAGUUCUAAAAUGCUUCAGUUUAUACGAUCAUAAGAUUGGAUACUGCCAAGGCUUGGGCUUUCUUGUCGGUCCCUUGUUGAUGCACAUGGGUGAUAAACAAGCCUUUUGUGUACUAGUACGACUUAUGGAACAUUAUGACCUUCGAAAUUGCUUCUUGCCUGAUCUCGCUGGUUUACACGUUCGAAUACACCAAUUUCGAGAAUUGUUAAAAUUACAUCUACCAGCCCUAUCAGCGCAUUUAGAUGUAUUACAGGUUGAACCUGCAUACGUUUCCCAGUGGUUUUUAUCAUUCUUCGCUACUACUUGCCCAUUGCCGAUGCUCUUCCGAAUCUACGAUGUCAUAUUUGCCGAAGGUGCUUCGGAGACUAUUAUGCGGGUUGCACUUUCAUUGAUGAGAAAGAAUGAAACAAAGAUCUUGUCUUGUACAGAAUUCGAGGACGUGAUGCAAUUACUUCUGUCCAGGGGCUUAUGGGAUGUUUAUCAUUACAAUGCUGAUGAAUUUGUGAAUGAUUUCGUUAGUCUCACAGGGAUUGUGACACACGAAAGCCUUCAAAACUUAGAAGCGGGCUAUAGGGAGUCUCAGAUUGUUGAUACUGCUAUUCCUUCUGAUGUAGGUUCAGCAGCUUCACGAUUCCUCGGACGAUUAUGGGCUGGCUCAAACUCGUCCACGAGAUCGGCAAAUCUCACUCCUAGUCCAGGACUUAGCGCUCCAUCACGUCCCGUCAGUUUCUUGAGAAGAUCACCGUCGAAGCAGAGUUUAGCUUCUACAUUAUAUUCGAUGGAGGGGGGCAGUGGAUCAGAGAGUAUGCUUAGCACUUCAACGGAUGCGACAAGCGUCUCUCGAGAAUCGGCGAAUCCUGAUAAUGCCUCAAUGCGAGUUCAAUCUUUUGCCAGCGUCAGUGCUUCAAAAACUCCAGUUAACAAAGAUAGAAAUUUGCAUAGUCAAAUUGAAGAUCUCUUGAUGGCCCUCAGUGAGAUGCAACGAGAUCAUGCUAUACUUGCUACAGAAUUGCAAAGGGAGAGGGAGGAACGCGAAGAAGACAGGAAUGCUGUGCAACCACUGAUUCGUGCGUUGAGAAAGGGAGCUGCAGCAGGAACUGUGGAAGGCUCGGAAAGCGAUUUUAGUGAUGAGACAGUAAAAAUGGGCGUAAUUACAGAGGAAGUAAAUCCAAAUGAAGUCACCGAGGCUGAGACUGGAAAUCUUACGGUAUCCGACGUCGUUGACGGGUCAGGAAUGGAAGGAGUACCUACUUCAUCGAUUAAUACCGAGGACCUUUCUUGUCUACUUGAUAUUGUGGAAGAUCGUUUUCAAAAUCCUAUCGAAAAUCGGGGAUCUUCCAUGUUAUUGACGAGAUCUCAACUUCGAGAUGAACUCAGUCGAUCGAAAGAACAGCUCGUCAUUGAAACAUCAAAGUCCCAAGAAUUUAUCAGGCGUAUUGCUGAACAAGACCAAGAAAUCAGUAAUUUACGAGAUCAGAUCAGAGAAACUCAAGCUCAUGUUCGAAAUUCACAUCAAGAUAGACAAAGAUUGGAGAAACAGGUUUUUGAUUUGAGGAAUUCCAGGAAGAGUGCACAUUCACCUUUGGGGGAUCAUGAUGUUGAAUGGGGUGCUAAGAGUUCCACCACAGGAGGGCUUCGAGAACUUAAACUUGUUCGCUCGAAUUCUCAACGUUCAGUGGCUACAACUUACAAUAAACGAAGUUCAAGCCUCAUAUCUCAUCCACCAAAUUUCAAAGAAAACGAAAAUCCACGCGCCUCUACAUUCUUUGAACAGCAGCAUUCUUCCAAGCAAGAAGUAGAUUCUGAUUCAUUGGUUCUUGAACUUGUACAAGCAAAGACUGCUGAAGCAAUUGCUAAACAAGAAGCAGAGGAAGCUAAACUUAAAUUGGAGAGCUUGAAGAAAAUGUUGGCUGGGUUGCAAAAUUGUGAGGUUCCACCAACAGUGUUUGGGCAUAAAUCAAAUCCUAGUCUUGACAAGCCGGUGCCAUCGAAAACUUGGAGAAAUACAAUGAUGAAGGUAGAGACACCGAGUGCACCCACGAGUGCGCCUGCGGCAGCGGCACCAACAAGCGGAGGUGGAUUUUGGGGUUGGGGAAAGAAAUCAGCUGCUAGUACUGAGGGUAAAUAG